GUCCCGAUGACAGUCAGAAGAGGGACCGCUGAUCGCCGCUGCUGUGAUGAACAGGGUGAGACUGUCCUGUAGCGGAUCAUCUCCAAGACUGGACUGUUGUUGAGUCUCUCCUUUUUCUCCUCGGAUGUUAAGAAACCGACACAAGCUUCAUCUCUCCACUGUAAAGACUAAUAGACACCCAGACUCCUACAGUUUAUAAUCCUGACAUGAUGGGGGGGUCACUCUGGACUUCCCACUGUGCCACUGGAGCAGUGUUCAAAAGAAGGAGCUUUAUUACAGUUCUACCUCUGGCUUUAUUGUUGCCAACAGUGAGAGUUAGUGCACAGUUUAUGGGAAGCCCUCUGGACUGCCACAAGACCUGUGUGUGCGCCAGCAACAUCAUCAGCUGUUCCAAAAUGAAUCUAACCUAUGUUCCCACUGCUCUUCCACAAUAUACAGCUGUUCUGGACCUCAGCUUCAACUUAAUCACCAAGCUACUUGCUGAGUGGACCCCCAACAAGCUCAGCAGACUACACAGUCUGCUGCUCAGCCACAACGGCCUCACCUUUCUCUCCUCUGAGGCAUUUGUGUAUGUGACAAAGCUUCGUUACCUGGACCUUUCCUCCAAUGGCCUGCGCCUGCUGGACGAGGUCAUUUUUGAGCCACUGGAGCACCUGGAGGUGCUGCUGCUUUAUAACAACCGCAUCUCUCAGAUAGAUCGCUCUGCCUUCUCUGGCCUCAUCAGCCUGCAGAGGCUCUACCUGAGCCAGAACCAGAUCUCACGCUUCCCCUUGGAGCUGGUAAAGGAGCAGAGCCGGCUGAAAACUUUAAGACUGCUUGAUGUGUCGUCCAACCGAAUCAAAACCCUGCCCCUGCAUGAGCUUCAGGUUCUGCCCGCCUGGAUCAAGAAUGGCCUGUACUUCCACAACAACCCUCUGCCCUGCAGCUGUGAGCUGUAUAACGUGGUGGCACACUGGCACCUGAAGGAGCUCAGCUCUGUCACUGACUUCAAGGGCAGCCACACUUGUGUGUUACCAGGCCUGCAGAAGGAGAAAUUGGUUUUGCUGGAUCUGGAUAAGGUCUAUUUGAACUGCAGCAAGUUCAGAAUUAAGGAUGAAGAAGCCUAUCUGGAACAGUUCCUGGUCCUGGACUGUGACACCAAGCAGAAGGACUUGGUGAAGAGCUGGGCGCUGCCUGGAGACAUCCCAGUAUCUUCAGCACACAAGACUGCCGCGAUGCGUCCUGAUGGCAGCCUCCAGAUUGGGCCCCUGAAGGCAGAGGAUUCAGGGGUCUACACCUGCUACGCUACCAGCAACUCCGUCAAUGAGACACUGUAUGUAACUGUGGUGGUGUUUAAUUCCACCUCUAAGAACGGACUGGAGAACCUAAAAACAGCUUACACCACCCUCAUAGCAUGUAUGGUCAGUGUCGUGAUGGUUCUCAUCUACCUCUAUCUCACACCCUGCCGCUGCGCUUGUUGCCCAGGUCAGGGCCCGGAGAAAAGCGACCCAGGAGACAGCCUCCACUCUUCAACUGUUAGCAUCUCUCAGGCACACGAGGAGACAGGUCAAGAAAGAGUGGAGGGCGGCGGCUUCCCCUACAAACAUGUGGCCUUCCUGGAACAUAAGGACCAGGUGGAGCAGAACGGGAGGUUGAACCCAAUCGGCGAGGAAGACGAGGAGUGGCAGGGGGACAACAGCGAGAGAAGGAGGUCUGACGCAGAGUCUGUCAGCUCUGCGUGCUCUGAUACCCCCAUGGUGUUGUAAAAUUCAGUGGCGCAGCCUGCAGGGUGAGACAGGGAUGGCUCAAUCCUUGUGGCUGAGAUUUGUGUGCUUUGAAUGUGUGCAAAGGUUAGCAUCUUCCAAACAAGGUUAAAGCUUUAGUUGGCUCUCACAGCUGGUGGCACUGCUGCAGUAGCAUUUACUGCUUCUAGAAAAUAAAUGAUCAGUGCAAUGUCUUGAUAAAAAGAAAUUAAAAACACCCCAAAACAUCCUAAUUAUGCCUAGAAAUGUGGUUUAAAUAAUUUAAAAUGCCGUUAUCUCAGUUCUCAUACAGGACUGAAGUUGUUAUUUCUAUUGCUUAAAGCAAAUUGUCUUUAAAAAAUACAAUCAGUGCUUCUAUUAUUUUCAAUAGUGUCACUUUAACUGCAAAUUAUUGGCUGGCCCUGCAAGAAAUUGCUAUGCAGUCCCUUUAGAAAAUAUUUGAAAACACAAACCCACAGCACUAAUUACUCAGAGAUAAACAGAAUGUUUUUUUGAUGUUGUUCCUCAACUUAGCAGGCUUCUUUUAUCCACUGGGGAUCACAGUAUUACAAAGAUUAGAAGUUUUAAAGAUGUUGGACAGACGCUGCAGCUUGAAAGACAAGCUCAUUUUUAUGCAGAGCUUGCAGAGCUCACUUAAUUAAUACUGUGAGAUGUUUAAUAUUAAUGCUUAAUGUUUUACAUUCCUGUGCAGUUCUGUUGGCCUUCACAGGACAUGAUACUGUAAGGACUACUCUUAUGCAAGUUUAUGUAUUUAGAUUAUUUUCGAUUUGAGUGUGAUUUAAUGCUCAAUUACUAUGUGUGUUUGCUGUAACCAACCUUUUGUUAAAUACUUUUACAAUUUCUUGUAUGCAGGUCUACUUUGAGUCAUUUUGGAACUUUGUGUGGUGCAUUUUGUACUGCAGUUUACUAAUUACCAUAAUUUGAUUUUUCUUUUACUUUAUAACAAGAAAUACAUGAUAACAAAAGGUUUUCAGAUAAACCAGACCACAACCAGUGUUGUGGCAGUUACUCACUGACCACAUAGACACUGCAGAUUUUACUGAAACUGAUAUGUUUGAAGUGUUUACAUCAAUAUAAAUACAAUUAUUGACGAUUAACAGACAAAUGGACAUGAAAUAUUGAUUUAAGAUGAGCCAGUAAUUUUACAAAGUGAUUUCAUGGCAUCAUACUUUCCAGGUGACACUGCAAAAAAUAUUGAACUUAAAAAGCACAUCUUGUAACAUAUAUAACAUUGAUGAGAUCCAGUAGUACAGAAUAAUUAGUCUGUGAUUGUUACAGAAAGAUUUCGAUCUCCUCAUCUGCUCAUCUCAUCCAUCCAUCCAUCUUCAUCCGCUUAUCCAGGGUCGGGUUGCGGGGCUCAUCUGCUCAUUCUAACCAUUUUAUGGCCUAAUGUGCAUUUCCUCGUUUUAAAGAGGAAGCUUGUUUCAGAUCACAUAUUAAGUGAGCUGUUGGGUCUGCAGAGUUAUCACAGUUUCUGGUCCAGAAAAAAUAUAAGCAUUGUAAUAAGCUGAAGCUCAUUUAAAGCGUAAAGUCAACAAAGUGACUCAGCUGUCCACUGGCAGUGCAGCUGCUGCAGACCUUGUCUCCUGAAGGCAGAUUUCUGCCUCAGUUCUUCAGUUUGAACUGUUUAAAAAAGGGUUAAUCAUGUUCACAAAUGACUAUAAUACCAUUUCUAGAUCAGACAGACUGGAUACAUGACAGUGAGUUCAAAUUCCAAAAAUAAACCUAAUGUGUUGUUAUGAUGCAGUUAUAAUUAUAUGUUCAAUGUGAGAUUCAGACUGGUAACAUAAAAGUACAUCCUGCUAUAUUGGACAGUUAAUAGCUGGCAGGAAGCAUCGCCCAGAGGAAACAAGUGAGAGUGAAUAUCAUCUACUGAAUGCUUCUGGGCAUUAGUGCCCAACCCUGAACAAAUCAACCAGCCAGCAGCCUCAUAAACACAGUCAGAAAUAGCAGCGAGUAGUGCAGCCAACACGCAGGCUGCCUCACAGAGCUGAAACAUAAACAUACAAGUAGCAAUUUUCAAACAUGUCUUAAUUUUAGUUACAUUACUAAAAUGCCUUUUAAUUGUUGGUUUUAGAAGCUCACAUCAAAAUAUGUUGUCCAUCGUGUAUGCGCACACGUGGAAAAAAAUCAGGAAAUUUAAAAAAAAACAGGGGACAGAGUCCUGGGAAAAUGAUGUUUUCACAAACUUGUCUGUUGCUGAUGAGUGAUUGUGAUGGAAGAUAGUUUAUAAAAAUACUUUUUUUUAAACUUACCUUAAAUAGCUGAAAUUUAACCAUUUAAUAAAUUCAGGGGGAUACAGAUCACACACACUGUAACUGUGAAGAAAAUUAACAGCAAAAUAAAAUUCCCUAAUUAGAGAUGCAGCAAUGUUUAUUAAGUAUUAUAUAAUAUCUUUUUGAAAGAACUAUCAUUGUAUACUUUCACUUCUAAUGGUGCUUUUUCAAUAUCAUUUAUGCGAAUCAACACCUUAAUUAAAUGUCUCUAUGGUAAUUACAGCACUGAAGAUAGUCCUGACAUUGUGAGUCUAAUGCAGUCUAAUGUGGUCUAAUAGCAUUAUAAUGUAGCUACAUCUUAAUUGAAAAGGGGCACAUAUUUACUGUAUGCUAAUGCUGUACAUAUCUCUGUUUACCUCUAAAAGGUACUUAUAACCAAAGACUGAGUUACAUGCUAAGAAUGAAUAAUCUGUUUAGUGUUUACAGUUUGUUGUGAUCAGAAUGUUUAGGUUACCAACUGUAUUUCUGUGUGAAGCCACAAACCUAUAUUUUAGUAUAUGCAAUCCUGUAGGAAUUAUUGUAUUUAUUAUUUGCUGUAUCAUACCGUGUAAUAUUGUACCAUCCUGUAUUUCAUAAACUAAACAUAUGGCAACAGGAUCAUGUUCUGUCACUAUAUUCCUGUAAGAUGAACGCACUGAAUCUGUCAAACAGCUGCAGUAACACACAUUUAAAAAAAAUAAAGAUAAAGGAAUAGUU
Molecule: messenger RNA, 4714 nt
Organism: Micropterus dolomieu (smallmouth bass)
Lineage: Eukaryota; Metazoa; Chordata; Actinopteri; Centrarchiformes; Centrarchidae
Product: amphoterin-induced protein 1-like
Exons: 2
Coding region: 207-1745 (512 amino acids)
Biological process (GO): brain development
Molecular function (GO): protein binding
Source: RefSeq, a predicted model, not a curated record